CUUCAUUUGAUGCAUCAUGGUCGCUGUUCUUUUUACUUUUCGUCCAAGUCACGUUGCAAACAGCAUGCCAGAAAUGAUGAAUGUACAGAGACCUUUCCAAAAUGCAUUCUAAAUAUCGAUUUCCCUUCAAAUACAUUUCAAACAAUAUUUAGUUAUAAAACUAAAGUUGUGUAUAAUUAUUUAUUAAUUUUACGAACGAAAACCCUUUUUCAUUGUUCUACAAAUUUCAUUGAAAUUUCAAUUUUAGUUAAAACUAGCUUAUUCCGUAGAAGUUCCGUAGUUUCUAGAUAUUUCAACCUCGCCUGUGAUUGGUCUAUAUCUUUCUAUUGCUUUGUCGCAUGGAUGUUUAGUUUAAUAACGAAACUGAAGUGUGAAUACCAUUUGAUCUUUUUAAUUAAAUUGUUUUAUUGCACAGUUGUUCGUAAAAUAAUGCAUCUUUCCCAAUAUAAUAUGAUUACUUAAUAAUGAGUAACCUCAAGCAAAAAAAUGUAAUUCAUUGGUUUCGUAAAGGUCUACGAUUACAUGAUCAACCAGCGCUGAAGGAAGGAUUACAAGGCGCCAGUACUUGGCGUUGUGUAUUUAUACUAGAUCCAUGGUUUGCUGGUUCGUCAAACGUUGGAAUUAAUAAAUGGAGGUUUCUUUUACAAUGUCUAGAGAAUUUAGACAACAAUCUCAGGAAAUUAAAUUCCCGUCUUUUUGUGAUAAGAGGUCAACCAGCUGAUGUUUUUCCUCGUCUCUUUAAAUUAUGGAAAACCACUCACCUAACAUUCGAAAAAGAUCCAGAGCCAUAUGGCCGCAUUCGAGAUCUCAACAUCACCACCAUGGCACAAGAAAAUGGUGUUAAUGUCAUAACACGCACAUCUCAUACUUUGUACGACUUAGAAAAAAUCAUAGAAAAAAAUGGCGGUAAAUCUCCGUUGACAUAUAAACAGUUCCAAAAUAUUUUGGCAAAUAUGGAGCAGCCACCUUUACCAUUGCCUCGAAUAACAUUUGAAGACUUAAGUAAUUGCUACACCCCCUUGUCUGAAGAUCAUGAGGAAAAAUAUGGUGUUCCUACUCUAGAAGAAUUAGGUUUUGAUACUGAAAAUUUAAAACCUCCUGUUUGGUUGGGUGGAGAAACAGAAGCAUUAACUCGUUUAGAAAGGCACCUGGAAAGAAAAGCUUGGGUUGCAAGUUUUGGGAGACCGAAAAUGACCCCACAAUCACUAUUACCAAGUCAAACAGGCCUGAGUCCUUAUUUGAGGUUUGGAUGUCUCUCUGCUAGACUUUUCUAUCUUGAACUUGCAGAACUUUAUCGUAAGAUCAAAAAAGUAAAUCCUCCUCUUUCUUUGCAUGGGCAAAUUUUAUGGCGAGAGUUCUUUUACUGUGCUGCCACCAACAAUCCAAAAUUUGAUCAUAUGGUUGGAAAUCCGAUGUGUGUUCAAAUUCCAUGGGAUGUCAACUCCGAUGCACUAGCUAAGUGGACAAGCGGACAAACAGGGUUUCCUUGGAUUGAUGCAAUCAUGACUCAGCUGCGAGAAGAAGGUUGGAUUCAUCAUGUAGCUAGACAUGCGGUUGCAUGUUUUUUAACAAGAGGAGAUUUGUGGAUAUCAUGGGAAGAGGGCAUGAAGGUAUUUGAUGAGUUGCUGCUGGAUGCUGAUUGGAGUGUCAAUGCAGGCUCUUGGAUGUGGCUUUCUUGCAGUUCAUUUUUUCAGCAAUUCUUUCAUCUAUAUUGUCCUAUUAGGUUUGGCAGAAAAGCUGACCCUAAUGGAGAUUACAUAAGGAGGUAUUUGCCUGUUUUAAAAAAUUUCCCUACAAAAUUUAUUCAUGAACCAUGGAUUGCUCCAGAAAAAGUUCAACAUGCUGCCAAAUGUGUUAUUGGCAAAGAUUAUCCUAUGCCAAUUGUCAAUCAUCAGGAUGUUAGUCAUAUUAAUUUAGAACGGAUGAAGCAAGUUUAUCAGCAGCUGAGCCAUUACCGGGGUGCUAAUAUGAGUAAUCCCCCUCGUCCUAUUCAAGAUCGAGAUGAUGAGGGCUAUCAAAAAAGUGUUAAACGACGUGCUGUAGAAUAUUCAGAAAACUCAAGGUGGAAGGCCAUGAAAGAGGCUUAAGCUAAAAGUUGCAUCAUAUUGUUUUGUAAAAAUAUGGACCUAUUUCUGUGAUUUCGUUAUUAUAACACCAGAAAGAAGCUAUGUCGAGAAACUCUUCUAGCAUUUUGAUCAAAUCUUUUGUUUGUGUUCUAGACUUUUUACAAUGUAAUUGAUUGACAAAUUCAACAGUAUUCUUGGAUCUGAAGAGUAUAUGUAGAUAGAUUAUUUAAGUUUAAUUAUUUUAAACAUAUUUUUUAUUAUCUAUCAAUAGAUAAAUUGUAUAUAUGUACUCUACUGCUAAAAGGACAUACGUCCAAGUGUUUUGUAUUGAAAAUUGGCCCUUUUGGUGCCAAAGUAUAUAGUCUUAUACUGUAAGAUAAUGAAUGAUUUGGAACUGUUAUCUUUUCUGUUAAACUAUAAUUUAAAAUCAUCGGCAAUUAUUUUUUUAUCAUUAAUAGUUUUUUUCAGCUGUGAAAAUUGUUUAUUUUAUAUUUAUUAAAUCAGUUUUAUUUCAAAACAUCAAUCAUCACGUCUAAUAUAUUUUAAAUUUGAUUAAGAUAAACUAGUAGGCCAUGUAGGUUUUAUCCUUUAACAGAAGCUCAUUAAAUUAUUUUACGUAUUAAAUUAUUACUUCAGCUAACUGAGAUAAUCUAAACCUGUUUAAAGAAAUUUUGUGUUUACUUCAGUUUUAAACCGACCCUGGGUUUAAGAUAUAUUUACUAGCUUUAUUGAGAGAUUUUUUUUGUUUGUUUCUUUGUUGUGUAAAUAGGAUUUAAUUUUACAAAAGAAAAAAAAAUGGCAACUCAAAAACUUUUAAUGGAAAAUCCAUGGUAGUCUAUUGUUAGAUUCAAAUUUAGUACAUGUUCUAAAGAUAGAAGCAAGUGUCAAAAGAUUUUUGAUUUGUAAAGGUAAUGGUAACUAUAACCAACUGAUCAUUUUUCCUCCUCUUUGUUGGGGGAGGAAAAAUUAGUGUUCAUUAUAGUCAAUAGUGAUAAGAACAAACAUUUUAAUGUUUUAGAAUAAUUGUAUUUUUAACUGCUAUAUAUUAAUAGUGAUAAGUGGGUAAAUAAACAGUUAAAAAAUAUGUAAUUUUAAAUCAGUAAAAUAAUUGAUGGUUCUCUAUAACUUUUUUUUUCAAAUCAAAAUUGAACUAAAUAUUUUCAAAUCUAUUUUAGUGAAAAAUCUUAUCAGAUGUCUAUCAUAUAGUAGUAAUUGCAGACUGUGCUGUAGUUUUAAUGUAUGUUCAAGGGUGUUAUCAGUUAUCUAAACAUUUAAAUUACAAAAAAUGAGUUAGGAAAGCUAUUUCACAUCCUUCUUAACAUGCAAUAGUUCAUUAAUCAAGUAAUGCUUAAUUUCAGAGGGGGUUCUCCACCCCAAAACUACGCUACUAAUUGCAGAAAUCAUUAAUUUUAGUGAUUAACCUAAAAUUCUUAAUUGUCACUCUAAGAAAUGAAUUGUAUGAAUGUUUGGCUUUGAGACUUCAGUUCAGUGGCUAAAAUUCAGUUUAACAAAUUUCAUUUCUUUUCCUAUUUGUUGUCAUGGCAUGUUUUUCCUCAUUCCACACUUUUAUAUGAUAGUAUACCAACGUAAAUAUAUAUAUUUUUUGUAUUUUAUCUUAAAUAUUACUUUAUAUAAAAAAAAUUAUGCAUAAUAUAUUAGUUAAAUAUAUUGUUCACAAAAUUUGUUGAUUUACUUCUAAAGAAUAUUUUUCAAAGAUUAAGUUUUAGACAUGAGUUUACAUUGUUUUACUCAUCAAAUAGGUUUUUGUUACAUUUGCUUGUGUAUUUAAAUAAAAUUGCUCAUUUAAGUUAACGCAUGGGAUCUGUAAUUGAAUUUAUAAUAUAUUUAAUGAAUUCUUUAGAUAAAAAACUUGAAUACUACGUAAACAUGGAUAUGAAUUUGGAGAAGAAAAAAUAAAGAAUUGCUUUUUCUUUAAAUGAAACUUGUAUAUAUUAUUUGAAGUAUGAGUUUUUCGCUUUGUAUUGCACAUGAUCUCAUUUGUUCAAAACAGAAAAGAUAUACAGUUAAAAAAUAUCAUUGUACAUAUGUAAAUAUUGUCUAAAAAAUAUUUGUUGAAAAAGUGGUGUACUUCUGAAUUAAUAUAAAUUUAAUUCUGAUUUUUUUUUUUAAAUUGACAUUUUAUAGAACUCACCAUUUAAUAAAAUGGUUUUAGCAUUUUCAAACAUUUCUCGUUUUACAAAUGAGAGACAUGCUUGACUCAUGUAUAUUAGUGUAAAUAGAUUUUAAAUACAAGGCUGUGUACAUUAGUAGCACAAUUGUUUUUAUUUGUAAACUUGUGUUUACUGUAUCUUAUGCUUUAUGCAAGUGUGCAAAACUUUUAAAGAUGCUUCAAUUAAAGAGUUUUCAAGGGUAAA
Messenger RNA from Parasteatoda tepidariorum (common house spider), 4441 nucleotides. RefSeq names its product cryptochrome-1. Gene Ontology annotation, molecular function: FAD binding; DNA binding. The record is from RefSeq and is a predicted model, not a curated record. Lineage: Eukaryota; Metazoa; Arthropoda; Arachnida; Araneae; Theridiidae. Gene Ontology annotation, biological process: negative regulation of DNA-templated transcription; entrainment of circadian clock by photoperiod; circadian regulation of gene expression. Gene Ontology annotation, cellular component: nucleus; cytoplasm.